This is a messenger RNA of Akanthomyces muscarius, 252 nucleotides long. RefSeq lists its product as uncharacterized. Bases 1 to 252 code for a protein of 83 amino acids. The record is from RefSeq and is a predicted model, not a curated record. The transcript is spliced from 4 exons. Lineage: Eukaryota; Fungi; Ascomycota; Sordariomycetes; Hypocreales; Cordycipitaceae.
AUGCGCGCGCGGCGACUGCAAGGCAGCGUGUAUGACGUCGGAGCUACCCAAGAGGUACGUACCGCUAACCACGGACGACUGAAUUCCGAAGCAGAAUCCAGCUCAUUCACCCAGCGAGGCUACCACGGAGAGGUAGCCACAGCACGCAGGCAGCUCAAGACAUCUUCCCAACUUGGUGCGACUUUUGUCUGGCACGAAGAACUUCCACAGCUCUCUCAAUGUAAAAUUGUACCUAUGUUGAGAACGACUUGA